AUGCCGUCCCUAGCCAGCCAGACUGUGAAUCCACCCAUCCCUUCCUUGUUCCCUGCGCUUCCCGAGGGUCUUGCCUGGAGGCUUCGCUCUGCUCUGGCCGUGGCUUGCCUGCCUUCCUGCUUGCCCACCCCACGGGAGGCCACCCACGCUGCCUGCCACGCUGAUGAGGUGGCUGGCUCACUGGGUGCUGAGCUGGACCUCCUUCAGCAGCUGCUGGCCAAGAAGCACACCAAGUUGUUGUUGGUGGCAUGGGCGGCUGCUCCAGAGGGCUGCCAGCAGGGCAGUAUGGGAGACAGGAAGAAGAACUGUGUUUGCUGCAGUUCAACGGGGGCCAGAAGCUCCACUGACCAUGCUGAGAGUCCUCCAGCUGAGACUGAGCCAACUCUGGCAGCGCAGGUCCACAAUCUUCAAGAGCUUCGGCGGAGUGCCUCAUUGGCCACCAAAGUCUUUGUGCAGCGGGACUACAGUGACGGAACCAUUUGUCAGUUCCAGACCAAAUUUCCCCCUGAGCUGGACAGCCGGAUUGAGCGGCAACUUUUUGAAGAAACAGUGAAGACCCUUAACAACUUCUAUGCAGAGGCUGAGAAAAUUGGGGGCAGUUCCUACCUGGAGGGGUGUCUGGCCUGUGCUACAGCCUACUUCAUCUUCCUUUGCAUGGAGACUCGCUAUGAGAAGGUUCUGAAGAAAAUCUCCAAGUAUAUCCAGGAGCAAAAUGAGAAAAUCUACGCUCCUCGGGGGCUGUUGUUGACAGACCCAUUGGAACGAGGCAUGCGGGUCAUUGAGAUCUCCAUCUACGAGGACCGUUGCAGCAGCUCCAGCUCCGGCAGCUCAAGCAGCAGCAGCAGCAGUGCUGGCGGUGGGGGUGGUGGGGCAGGGGGGCGGUGACUGGCACAGAGUCCUGGCAGAGAUUUGUACUGCCGGGACGAUGGUGUCUCCGAGAUCCGCAGACUGCGCUAUCAGAGCACCCGCUUCUGAGCUCCCCCAGGGGGGUUGGGAUGCCAGCAAAGAGUGUUGUGACACCCCUGGGGUUUGUGACAACCAGCAAGGGCAAAGUCAUUCGUCGGGGAUGAUUAAGCUCUGCCCAAGUGGAGCUUGCACCCACAUAAGCCUGUUCUCAGUGCCUGGGACCCCGACACCCUGGGGUGGUGACCCUUCCCGAGGGCUCCUGGGGAGCCUGCUCUUCCCUCCCUGGUCUCCCUGUGCACCAGCCUUUCUGGUCCAGAUGUCAUUGUCUAAGUUCUGUUCCCCCAAGCUCUGGGCACAUCAUCCUGGCGAACUGUGUCCUCUGGCUAAAGGUUGAAUAACCAGCAAAGAUCAAUCCAGCAUGAAGAGCUGGGAUGGGAUUGGGAAGGGGCGGACGUUUGGGACCCCCUGCAGUCCUUUCCCUAAACACUAGCAGUUGGUUCCCUCCUGAGUUUGCACUGACAGCAUCCCACCUCUUGUCUUUGCUUGCUGCUCUGCAUGUUAACUCUCGUAACCCUUCAGGUAUGCCAUAUGCUCAAAGCAUUCAAUGCCCACAGUGCUAUAAUUCUGCCACUGCAGGUGCCCACACUCUCCCCCGCUCCUGGCCUGACAGUGCGGGUAUCUGUGCUGGCAACAGCAUGCCCUGUCGUAAAUGCCAGGAGGGCACCUGUUCUCAGAAACUGUGGAACAAGCCCCAUGUUCUGCAUCCUUCCAUGGCACUAGAGGACAUGGUGAGUAUAUGAAGCUAGAGGAGAGUGGAAGGUUCCAUUGGGCCCCUUCUGUGGAGUAGCAGCACAGACACAGCGGGGGACUGCAAAUUCUUCUGGAUUUGGAGGACUGCACAAGACCAUCUCUGACCAUCUCCAGUGGGUUCCAGUGCAUUCUGCAAUCAUGGAGGCUACUGGAAGAUGGAAGGUGUUGGAGAUGCUUGCAGUGAUGUGCAGGGUGGGGCUCUGGUCAUUUCUUGCCCAGCCCACUGAGCAUUGCUAGCAUGGGUGUAAAUAUUUAAUAUGCCCCUAGCUGGCAAUGCUCUGUUACAACAGCCCUGUUUGUUCUGGCAAAAAAAAUACUAAGGUAAAGGAGGGUGACUCUCUAAGGUGGGUGUAGUUAUAUUUACCUUACAGUACCUGGCUCCUCUAUCCCCCACCCACAUUAGUAUUCAACAAUAGCACUGUCUCACUUUGCAUGCACAGGUUGUUUUCUUGCUGCAUGUUCCCUGCCUCUCCCUAUGUAAAUAGCUUGUUGGGCCCCAUGUGUGUUUGAGUCUCCAUCAAUGCUGGGGAUACAGCACAACUUCUCUGAGUUCUCGUGUGCCACUCUGUAAACCAAGAUGACAAAGCAAAGGCUGGGGACUGUAUCAGAUUGCCCUGUGAACGUUUAUCCAAAUAAUGGACAAAGUCCACUACUUCCAGUUCCUUAGAUGCUUCCAACUUUUCACACACCACAAACCUCAGACGUGUGCAGAUUUUCUUGCUGAGAUUGUUGCAGAAAAGAAAAGACUGUCUAACUUGGGAGGGAGAGCCUUGUGGAAUGGUGGGAGAGAAUAUCAUUCUGAAAAGUCCUACCAGGGUAAGAUGGAAAGUAACUGAAUGUUUGGCCUGGGCACUCCUUCAUUAAUGCUCCAAACAACUUGAUCUCAGAACAGGACCUCUUUUGAAUUGGCAGGGUUUUAGAGAGUGAAUAGACCCUGUUCUGUACUAUGUUGAGGGGAGCUGCAGGGAGGAAGGCAGAUGUACAAAGGUUUGGCUGGCAUGAACCUGGGCAAACAUUCCUCCGUGUAAAGAUGCCUUGAGCAGCCACUCACCAUGCCAUGUGUUGAACAUAAUGUGUGCCACUUGGGAUCUGGUCUUGGUUGUAUACCUCCAUCUUCAUAUGGAAACUCCUGAUAAUAAAUGGCAAGUGAAAGUCUA
Molecule: messenger RNA, 2873 nt
Organism: Eublepharis macularius
Lineage: Eukaryota; Metazoa; Chordata; Lepidosauria; Squamata; Eublepharidae
Gene: GOLGA7B
Product: golgin A7 family member B
Exons: 7
Coding region: 1-885 (294 amino acids)
Biological process (GO): peptidyl-L-cysteine S-palmitoylation; protein targeting to membrane
Cellular component (GO): palmitoyltransferase complex
Source: RefSeq, a predicted model, not a curated record